Messenger RNA from Photinus pyralis (common eastern firefly), 3266 nucleotides. RefSeq lists its product as uncharacterized. The transcript has 16 exons. Gene Ontology annotation, molecular function: lipid binding. The record is from RefSeq and is a predicted model, not a curated record. NCBI's taxonomy places the organism in Eukaryota, Metazoa, Arthropoda, Insecta, Coleoptera, Lampyridae. Gene Ontology annotation, cellular component: endoplasmic reticulum. The coding region runs from base 199 to 3138 and encodes 979 amino acids.
ACGCGCACGUUUUCCUUCUAAAUUAAAAAUGAACUGAACAAAAAGAAAAAUCAAAUUUGUCAUUUCAUAAUUUUAUAUUAGGUAUUUCUUAAUUGUGAUAAAUUGAUAUUGAUUUCCUGAUUUCUAAAGGUACUUAUCGAAGAUAACUCGAUUCUCUCCGAAUUAACUCUACCCUUCAAUAAUUCCAAUCCUCUUACAAUGAGUAAAACGAAGGAGAAUAGUAAAAUUACUCUAGGGAUGAUAAAAGGCAAAGCUAUGAAUACGUCCGUUCCUUCCAUAGCUAUUCGUUUCAAUGCUAAUGCCGAAGAAAUAGAGGAAUUGUAUCAAAGCGAAGAUGAACCCAUAGACAAGUUGCACAGUGACAAGGGAACUACGGAUGCCGACACUAGUCCAUUACGCUAUUUACCUCGCUUAGGAAAAAGAUGUACAAGUAUUGAUACAUCUUUCGUCGCGCAAGAUUCAUCGCCGCCUUCGGAUCGUUGGAAAUUUUUUACAGAAAUAAAGGGUAAAAUUACAAAGAGCGUAGAGGAAAUAAAGCAAAGAAACCAAGAAGCUGACAGUUUAAUUAGGAAAGCAAAAGAUACCAAAGACCACUCUAGUCUAUCCGAUUCAGAUGAAUUAUCAGAGAGCAGCUUGUCACGUACUUGCGGCGUUUCGACAACCGAAGGUGUCGAAAUGUCGACGGACGACGAAACGCCAUCGCUAGAAAAGGACAAAAGGCCGAGCGACAUCGCUCGUAACAGUACAAAACAUUACAGGUACAAGACAUCGCGAAGCAAGCGAUCGCGUAAAGAUGAUAACGUCAACAUCGCGAAUCUCGCCGAACUGUACGAGAUUACAACUGGCUCGAAACCGAACCUGUCGAUGCACGACGCGAUGUCGCACGAUAGUUUGGACGUCGAGAGUGGCGUCGAGGCGCUUGAAGAUGCCCAGCCUCAGGCAGCUAACGACGCCGUGGCCGAGGAGAGUUUACAUUUCAGUGAGGAUCGCGAAGGUGUUCUGCUUCGGAUUGCGGAUCACAUCGAAAACAUCGAGGUGCAAGAGGGGAAUAAAGUAAAAGUUUUACCUGUAGCCGGCUCAACCAUUAAACACACUCAGCUUAAGGAAAAUUCCAGUCGCACUUACUUCGAGCCGCAAGGUUUCGUGGAUCUAAGAGUUACCGAGUCCAAUACAUCCCUAGCUAAUAGAGCAUAUAAUUUUAGGUAUUUACUAGCAGUGGUGCUGUGUUUGCUUUGUCACAUUUUUUCCAUAAUACCCUUCUAUGUCUAUGGAUUUUCGUCGGGGAUAUUUGUCGUGAUAGUUUACAAUAAAGUGUAUAGUAAAUAUUUCGAGUUGGCGGCAGAGAAGACGAGCCUCUGCGAAACGUUUGUUACCGCUGAUUCGCCCGAACAGGCUAUAUUUGAAAUUCCGGCUGUGAAAGAAUAUCAUCAGAUUACCAAAGUGGAGGGGUGGAUGAACGAGUAUCCAGACGUCUACGAUCCUCAAACCUAUCACAUUUCUCAAACGCAAUCGGUUUACAUACGACUACAGGGUACGUUGCUAAGGAUCAGCCAUACCAAGGCGAAGGUGUCGAAGCGGGCGCUGUGGAACGAGCCUAAGCACAAACACAUCGUGUUUUCCGGCCAUAGAAUAUACAAUUUGUUGGGAGCUCACGUGAGCCUAUUGCCGGUAGCUCUCAAUAGAAGAAGACAUUGGAGCAAGAAGUAUCCGAUUUGUAUAACGAUUAACAAGGAAAAUUUACAUUUGAAUUCGAGCGAUGCGUCCGACUUAGACGAGGGACAAAAAAGUAAAACGAAGAGCGAGAUGUCCGAUAAAAAAUCGAAGGCGCCCAAAAAAGAAAGCAUCACGCAGACGCAGAUCUUUAGUAAAUUAACGGAAGAGGAGAUGAAUUUGGAAGAGUGCGAAAGUGCGCAGGUGGAAUCUCUAGAUCCUGCCUCUAAAACUACGGAGGAGGGUGAUGAAAAUGGUGAGGCGGACGAUGAAGACGAUUUUAAGGAAAUAUGUACGGCUGAUGAUGAACAGGAUGACGAGUCGUUUAACUUGGAUUGGACCACGUUUGUUUCGGACGGUACACCGACAGAAACGCAUAUAUAUUUAUUUGCUCGUUCUGAUCGAGAGAAGGAAGACUGGUAUCGUAGAUUCGUUACCGCCACCCAUAGAGAUUCGGACUGUAGGGAUUCCCAAAGGACGGACACUAAUGUUUGGAACGAACGCGAGUAUCUCACUUACAUGAAUAAAUAUCAAAAGCUGUAUGAUGAUUCCAAGUCAGAUACCAAGGCUAGUUCGAAUGUUGCGUGGAUAAACUGCAUGAUCAGUCGGAUUCUGUUUGAUUGUACCCGUGAUCCGACAUUUUUGGGCAAACUCCAGCAGAGGAUACAGCGUAAAUUGAGUUCUAUUAAGUUGCCAUACUUUAUAGAACAGUUGAGCAUCAGUGAGCUUUCAUUAGGUAACAAUCCGCCAUUAAUAUACAGCGUGGGUAGCCCGACUUUAGAUCAACGAGGCCUUUGGAUAGACCUGGACGUACGAUACAAUGGAAGUCUAGUGUUGAAGUUACAGACCAAGUUAAAUCUAAUGAAACUGAAACAUUUGCCCGCCAGUGGGAGUUGCGAGGAUUCCUCCUUCGCCAAGUGGCAGUACUCUGACGUGGACGACACGGCGGAAAGUAGCUCGGAUGGUGAAAGUUACGCGCCGUCGGCGGGGAAAGUCGCCGAAGCGAACGCGAACACUACGGGGAGCGGCGGAACUAGUAAUAGCAGCAAGAAACUGUUUAAAAUGGUCGACAAAAUAGCAGAGUCGAAAUUCUUUCAAGCGGCAACUGAAAAUCGUUAUAUAAAAAAGGCGAUGGAGGGUGUAUCGAAUACCGAUCUAAGUUUGAAAGUUGAACUUAAAGGUUUUGUCGGUACCUUGGUUCUAAAUAUGCCACCUCCUCCAAGCGAUCGAGUUUGGAUAGGGUUUAGACCUUUACCGCAGUUGUGGCUAUCGGCACACCCUAUAGUCGGUGAAAGAAAUUUCUCUUUUAUCAAGCAACUCACAACUUGGAUUGAGAAGAAGCUAACCCAGGAAUUUCAGAAAGUCCUAGUAAUUCCGAAUAUGGAAGACAUCGCGAUACCUGUGAUGUCAUCGGCAUUGCCAACUUAACGCCUAGCGGAGCACGUGUGAUGUGUUUGUCGUUUUAUAUUUGUGAUAUUGGUAACAAGGCUCGUUCCCCAAUUCAAAAUGUGACGUGCAAGAAUUUAUAAAACAAAUAUACCUCUGUGUACUUUCAA